Molecule: messenger RNA, 3692 nt
Organism: Mus musculus (house mouse)
Lineage: Eukaryota; Metazoa; Chordata; Mammalia; Rodentia; Muridae
Gene: Npbwr1
Product: neuropeptides B/W receptor 1
Exons: 1
Coding region: 106-1095 (329 amino acids)
Biological process (GO): G protein-coupled opioid receptor signaling pathway; G protein-coupled receptor signaling pathway
Cellular component (GO): plasma membrane; membrane
Molecular function (GO): neuropeptide receptor activity; G protein-coupled opioid receptor activity; G protein-coupled receptor activity
Source: RefSeq, marked validated
AGUGCCUGGGUGCAGAUCCCUGUAAACGUGGGCGCAUAAACCUCGAGUUUCGCGGGGCUGCUGAGUGGAAUCCUGGUGGUCGCCUGCUCUCCAGCCCUCUCCAAGAUGCAUAACUUAACGCUUUUCGAGUCUGGAGGGGACAACGUGUCUUGCGGCGGCUCAUCUUUGGGCUGUCCCAACGGGUCCAGCCUGGCUCCUCUGCCGCUGCCGCAGCCACUGGCGGUAGCAGUGCCUGUCGUCUACGGGGUAAUUUGCGCCGUGGGACUGGCUGGCAACUCUGCGGUGCUGUACGUACUGCUGCGCACGCCGCGCAUGAAGACUGUCACCAACGUGUUCAUCCUCAACCUGGCUAUCGCCGAUGAGCUCUUCACCCUCGUGCUGCCCAUCAACAUCGCGGACUUCCUGCUGAGGCGCUGGCCCUUCGGGGAGGUCAUGUGCAAGCUCAUUGUAGCCGUCGACCAGUACAACACUUUCUCUAGCCUCUACUUCCUCGCCGUCAUGAGCGCCGACCGAUACCUGGUGGUUCUGGCCACAGCAGAGUCGCGCCGGGUGUCCGGGCGCACUUACGGUGCAGCGCGUGCUGUCAGUCUGGCGGUGUGGGCGCUGGUGACGCUGGUCGUGCUGCCCUUUGCGGUAUUCGCUCGGCUGGACGAGGAGCAGGGUCGGCGCCAGUGCGUGCUGGUCUUCCCGCAGCCCGAGGCCUUCUGGUGGCGUGCCAGCCGUCUCUACACACUAGUAUUGGGCUUUGCCAUCCCGGUGACCACCAUCUGUGCUCUCUAUACCACUCUGCUCUGCCGACUGCGUGCUAUCCAGCUAGAUAGCCACGCCAAGGCCCUGGAUCGUGCCAAGAAGCGCGUGACCUUGUUGGUGGCGGCGAUUCUGGCUGUGUGCCUCCUCUGCUGGACGCCUUAUCACCUGAGUACCAUAGUGGCCCUCACCACCGACCUCCCGCAAACGCCGCUGGUCAUCGGCAUCUCUUACUUCAUCACCAGCCUGAGCUAUGCUAACAGCUGCCUCAACCCUUUCCUCUAUGCCUUCCUGGACGACAGCUUCCGCAGAAGCCUCCGGCAAUUGGUGUCAUGCCGUUCAGCCUGAUGCCCUUUCCACCUCUUUCCACCGCAGGCAGCACUGCCAGCUGGGUUCAGGAGAAUUCCGGGACUGUGGUUCCCAAGUGCAGCCCGAAAUCCUGAGGCCCAUUCCAGGCAUUCAGUACCACAGGCCCUACCCAGGACUGAUACCACAGGCCCUAACCAGGACUGAUCCGGGAUUUGCCCGGCCUUGAGGUGAGGCUGGUGUGUAGCAUGCCUGAGGACAGCUUGGGCCAGGGCACCUUACUAUUUUGUCCCCACAGCUGAGGGCAGGGCUUGACACCUGAACGUAGGGUAAAUGGUGGGGCAGUGUUGUUGGAACGUGAUUUUAAUUCUCUCUCUAUUUCACUGUGAGUAGGCUCCUAGGAUGUCCCAGGCAUCUCUUCCUCAGCGUUAAGUCUGUGUAUUUUGUUUCUUUGCUUUCCACCACGGAUGACCUCCCUGGUAAACAGCCUGGCCUGAUGCUUCUUAGGAACACUCUAACUGCCUGGCCACGCCUCACUGGAGAUGUGUGUGUGUGUGUGUGUGUGUGUGUGUGUGUGUUAGAGUGGAGGUGUGGUGGUGUGGAGGUGUGGUGGUGUGGUGGUGUGGUGGUGUGGUGGUAUGGUGGUGUGGUGGUGUGGUGGUGGUGGUGAAGGGGGCUAGAACCUAGCUGUGACUGACAAGAAUAGAGAUAAUCACCUGCUCAGUAUGCCCCACCUUUCUUCGUUUUACCGAAGCCGAUCUAUAUGGCCCUAAAAAGACUUUAACCGAGGCUGCAAAAGCCAAGAGUACAGAGAAAUCACCGGAGAGUGAGGUUCCAGCUCCCUCUAGAGGAGUCAGGUGUACAGAACGUUUCUGAGCUGCUUUUGCACAGGGUGGUGCACCAGCCAACAGCUCUUUAAAUCUUUGGUCCUUUGUAGCUUCUGUAAAGUAGUCCAAAAUUUCCUUCCUGCCUCAUAGCCUUCACAGGCUUCCCAUACAACUUAGACCAUUUCCUUGUAACUAUGUACAGUUUUUCUGGACCAAGAACUUUGUAAAUAAUACAUAUAUCUUACUCUCACAGUCUUCUUAACUUAGAGGAAUAUGAGAAAUAAAAGAUGAGACCUGUUCCAACUAUGGUUCCCCUUCCCUGAGUAUUCUUCCAGGACCUCCCUUCAGUGAGAUCCAGGUACGGGAACCGCCUUGCAUCCCUAGCUUUUUCUUGUCUGGACACUUACCUAACCACAAGGAACAUCUAAAUUUUGUCCAAUUCUAAAGUCCCGGGGAACAUCUGCUUCUGAUUACCCACAGGGAACAGUCAACACCUACUUUCCUCUCUUUAGUCUCUACUUAUGGAAGACAAGCUCCAGGCCUCCUCCUCGAGGCCUGGAGUAACCAGACUCAUCAGUGAUAGCGUCUUUUAAACGAUAUGUUUAGGAUGAUCCCCAGGAAGAAAUGAUAUGAUUUUCAAGUAUCAUUUUUCCUAUGGGAAAGUUUGGUUAUAUGUGGAACCAAGACUCUUGCCAGCAGACUUUGUUUACAAAGUUUGGCAUGAAAGUCAAUUAUUUCUCAGUUAUUUGUAUUCAAUGUUCCCUUCAAAAAUAUGCAGAAGGGAAAUACUCUCUCUUGCAAGAGGAAGGCUAAAUUUCCCUCUGAUUUUGGUGUAUGAGAAUUGAUUGGUUCCUACGGUGUCAGAGUUGUGGGAAGAUUGGGGUAAUUUUCAAGUACAAACUGAGAAAACUAAUUUAGAGGCUGUGUGUCUUGGGUGCAAAUAACAGUAAAUUGUCUAAAAGUUGUCCAUCAGUCAUGCACUUGAACCAUGGUCAUCAUGGCCUCAGAACGGGCCUCUGCUGUGGCCUUCAGAAGUGUCUGGAAUGUGUUCAUAAGCUUCAGACUUCUGGGAAGCACUCCACAGAUAUUUCUUUUAAAACUUAAAUUUUGUAUGAUUUUCUGUAAUUUUUCCAAAUUAGGAUUUUAAAAUUGAGCAACCUGUAGCUCAUCCAGGGUGAUAAUAAAGGAUGCAGUGGAGCUUUGGACACAGAUACAGCCAAGUACUGUCACAUUAAUUGGAAACCCAGUCUCCAUACAUGCAGCAGCAACAUAGAUAAGAAGGAGGUCCUGGUAGUUUUCUGUCUGUCAUGCCAUUGCUGCUAGAGAUAGGUUUAUGUCUGUCUUGCAGUCUCUGGAUGCUGCCGGAAAAACACAAGAGAGAUAUAACUGUACCCAUCACAGCUCAGUACAGACUGGAAGUCUAGUUUGCAUCAAGAGGAUUCAAUAUCAGUGUCACACUGGCUUUCUAAAGCCCCUCGUGAUCACUUCACCUUUCUGUGAGCAUUUGGGCAGUUAUAUAUAAAUAAAUAUAUAAAUAUAAGGCAUCUAUAUUUAACCUUUUAUCUCUUAAGUAAAACAUAGAAUAAAUAAACAAGUCACAUAGUAGGAAAAUUUGUAAUUCCAUAGUUCUUACAGCCUUGGUGUAAACUAUGUUGUUUUAACGCUUCUAAUAUCUAAAAGUGUGAAUUUGGUUUUACUUAUUUUAGUAUAAUUGUAUAAAGUGGGUUUAAUGCUUUCUCAAGAAAUGCAGCAAUUUGCUAAUUGAUUGCAGAAGAUCCAAGUCUAAAAUAAAAGGUGAAACAUUCUGUGUGA